Molecule: messenger RNA, 842 nt
Organism: Eucalyptus grandis
Lineage: Eukaryota; Viridiplantae; Streptophyta; Magnoliopsida; Myrtales; Myrtaceae
Product: thaumatin-like protein 1
Exons: 2
Coding region: 1-690 (229 amino acids)
Biological process (GO): defense response
Cellular component (GO): extracellular region
Source: RefSeq, a predicted model, not a curated record
AUGCCGGCUCAAUACUCGGCCUCCGUCCCUAAUCUCGUCCCCUCUGCUGCAGCUACUUUUACAGAUGCAGCUACUUUUAAAGAUGCAGCUACUUUUAGGGUUGUCAAUCAGUGCACAUACACUGUUUGGGCCGCGGCAACACCUGGUGGCGGGCGCAGGCUUGACCGUGGCCAGACGUGGGUCCUAUCUGUGGGCGCGGGCACAACCACAAGGCGCAUAUGGGGCCGGACCAAUUGCAGCUUCGACGCCAACGGCCAGGGCCGGUGCGAGACUGGCGACUGCGACCUACUCUUGGACUGCUCAAGCUCCGGUAGCCCGCCCAGCACCGUCGCAGAGUUCAACUCGAGCCAGAACGGUCGGGACAUCCUGGACAUAUCGCUCGUCAACGGUUUCAACAUCCCCAUGCAAUUGAGGCCCACCACCGGUGCGUGCAGGGGGAUCAAGUGCUCAGAUGACAUCAACAACCAGUGCCCAGAGGUGCUGAAGGCCCCUGGGGGGUGCAACGAUCCGUGCACAGUGUUCAAGACCGCCCAGUAUUGUUGCAACGAUGCGUCCGAGAGCUGUGGCUCCACUGCUUACUCCCAAUUUUUCAAGGAUAGGUGCCCGGAUGCUUUUAGCUACCCACGAGAUGAUCCAGCAACCUUCACUUGCCCAGGUGGUACCAACUAUACGGUCACAUUUUGCCCAUAAGGGACAAAAUUUUACGUAGAGUAAAAAUAGUGUUGGCCAAUUAAUGAAAGUAGCUCAUGAGCUCAAUUUGUAGGGGUUUUGCCCUUCACUACUUUAAUAGCUUUGGUGACAAUUUAUACGCAACGCAAAUUAAGAUUCCUCUCGUUUAUACC